AGGAAUGAAACAGAAACGGGUUGGAGCGGAUCUGAGCCUCUCCGUAACGGUGCAGCGGCUCCCGCAAGCCCCCGCAAUCUCCUCCCAACAGCCUAAUUUAAUCAGAAUCAAACGCGACAGCGGAUCAGGUGACGGGCUAUUAAUUUUUCACUGAACAGGGUGUUUUGAGCAGGACUGCAGUUUGGACCCAGAGCAGGAAGCUGAGCCAGGCCUGCAGACCUGUUCUAUUUCUGAGGCAGCGCUCAGCAGCCAACAGCUCUUUGUGUUUAUCAGGCAGAUUUUUACAAACAUGACGGAGCAGCUGAGUUACACAUUACACUGCUGGGGAUGAGUCAGACCGUCCGGAGGUGACAGGAGCCUAAAGGUCACUAGUGAUUCUGAACAACAGGAGCGGUCCUUCGGUGUUUGUGUCCCAGAUUGGAAGCGGUACAAAGAGGAUGGCUCAACCUUCUCGGGUUACAUUGCAACACUUGAAAAUGUCUGGGCAGCAGGGAUGCAAGUUAUUGAUUAAAGCUGCAGGACCUAACUUUUAUAAAAACGUAUUUGUUUGAACCGUCUCCAUGUCAUAACAGUAUGGUAUGACACAGAUAAUCAAGCUCCUCCGCCUUCUCUCAAUGCUAACUACAAAACAACCAAUCAGAGCCAGGAGGCGGGCCUUAGAACGUCCCGGCCCCUCCCACUUUCCCAUUGCUCUCCGUUAGCCUGCUGUGAAUGCUAAGGCUAGUUAGCAUGGUCACCGAUGUCAGCGGAUAGACAGUAUUCCCAUAUUGACUUGUUUUUGGUACUCUAUAUCCUGCUUACUCGUCUUAUAAGGCUGUGAAGACAAAAGAUGUGAGAGAAUAUGUGAAAUGGAUGAUGUACUGGAUAAUAUUUGCCCUUUUUACUACAGUGGAGGUGUUUACAGAUAUGUUUCUUUGUUGGCUUCCUUUCUACUACGAGCUGAAGAUAGCCUUUGUUGUGUGGCUCCUGUCGCCGUACACCAAGGGCUCCAGUGUGCUGUACAGGAAGUUCGUCCAUCCCACGCUUUCCUCAAAAGAAAAGGACAUCGAUGAGUACAUCUGCCAAGCAAAAGACAAAAGCUACGACACACUGGUGCAUUUUGGGAGGAAAGGACUGAAUGUUGCAGCCACAGCUGCAGUUAUGGCUGCUGCAAAGGGUCAAGGCGUUCUGUCGGACAGAUUACGGAGUUUCAGCAUGCAGGAUCUGUCGUCCUACCAGUCUGACCCAGACCAGACAGGACCCAGCGCCGCCCAGCCCGCCGCAGCUCAGCACCGAACCAGACCCAUCAUCCGCAGCAAGUCAGAGAGCUACAAGGAUGUUGACAUGAAUGAGUAUGAGGUUCUGGGCUUGGAGCAGUUGGACUCUGCAGAGUUUCUGGCUCUGACCCAGUCCGGCCCGCUCUCCGCUCCCGCUCCGCCCGCCAGUCCUGCAGCUCAGGAGCAGACUGAGGAAGGGCCGGGGAAGGAGGUGCAGGCCACGUCGAGCUCCCCGCAGCUCAGGAUGAGCAAGAGGAGAGCUCCGGAGGUACGCAGCCUGCCUCCUCUUAGAGUCCUGAGGCCUCUCACAAGAUCCAGGAGUGCUCUUUCUUCAAACAAUGAAGCCAUGUGAAGCCGUCUCCUCCAGCUGCCUUCGCUGCAACGAGUAAAAAUACAGAAUGGCCAGAAGCUCCACGACUGAAGCAGCCCUGCUUUGGAACGCCGUUUUACCAAAGUGACCUACGAAGACCCCUAAUUCACAGCAUAAAUAUAUAGAAAUAUAUAUAUAUAAACCCCAGUGGCUCAUGAUGUUAAGAGGAACGAGGUUUGGUCGCUCCAUGCUGACAGACACUUUGCAUUUAAAUAUGUAUUUAUGUACAGUUUGCGUACUUUAUCUCAUGCUUUUGGUUGUUUUUAUAUAUCAGAGGUGGUUGCAUGUGUGUUCCUCGUCAUUGGUCUUAGUGUUUAUGAAUGUACUUUAGAGGAAAUCAUCACCAUGGAGAAGGAAUGAAACUCAAGCCGAGGACUCAAACAAAACACUGAUUUUGUUUUGUUUUAUUUAUUGUGAUUCACAAAAUAAUCCAUGCUUUCAUCGUCCACUUAUCAGACGUUUACCUCUUUCUCUCUCUGUGGGCCUUAAAGAAACAGAAACCCCAAAUUAUUUGCACUAUGUCAAUAAUAUACAUCACUGCCCUCAGACAAAGCUGUGGCUCAGUUUUCUUAUUAACUAUUAUUUUUAAGAGAUUGAUUUCCUCCGACUGUGCUUCACUACAAUCACUUUGGUUUCUAAAGACUGAAUAUUUCUUAAAAGAUUUAGAAAUUUAAAGGUGACUUAUUAUGAAAGAUUCACAUUUUGCACGUUUUUAUACUUCCAUUUAGGUCUCCACUGCUUCUUAAAAGAAUAAGAAAACACUCUGCCAUUUUUUUGGCAUUAACUUAAUAUUUUUUGGUGUCUGGAAAAGGAGCCGUUUGAAAAACCUCCCCACUUUUAAGUCACAUUUGCGUCGCGCUGUUACCAAGCAACCCCAGCCAAGCCUGGCCCUGUUACCUAGCAACCCCAGCCAAGCCCAGCCCUGUUACCUGGCAACUCCAGUAGAACCCAACUAAAAUCUCAUAUUUUCAGAAUGAUUACAUGAUACAUGUUUUGCGUCCCCCAUAGAUCUAUCCUAACUUGUUGAAGGAAGCAUAAUAGGUCACCUUUAAGGCUGAAAACUGCUAAAUGACAGGAAAUUUUAUGUUUGAAGUCACUUAUUGCUGUUGACUGAGCAGCUCUGCACACUCUGGUUGUUCCUCCUGGUGACCUGAGCCGCUUUUUUUGUAGUUUAUUCACUGAGCCCAAACCUGAUUUUCACUGUGUUGGUGUGCAGUAAUCUUACAUGGUUGCAUCUGUCUCUUUUACGGUGGUAAAAGUAAAAGAAGAAAAAACCCCAGAAGCCUCUCAGGUACAACUGUUCUGUUUACAUCAUUCACUCUGAUAUUGUAGAUAUACUUAUUAUGCACAUUAAACUGUUCUUUCAGUGGAUUAAAUUGUGGAAAAGAAGCAGGAUGUUUCUAAUCAUGUGUCAGUGCAGUCAGUGUUACUGUUGGAGAUGAUUUCCAUACAUUAAAUUUAACGCUCAAGCUUUCUGCAUGAUAUUAAUUUUUAUGAACAUUUGAUGAUUUUAUGUGAAGCCACUCUGGUUUAGUUUCUCUGUAGACACAUAAAAUAUAACGCAUUUGGGUUGUACUACAGAAAAUCUGCUUCCUCAGACAUUUAGUCAUUUUGAAAAAAUGAGGACACCCCGAGAAAUUUUUUUUCUUUUUUUUUUUGCUCUAAAAGAAGAAAAAGUACAUUGUUUUACAUAAUAAACACAGGGAAAAAAUUCCCCCAGGAUCUCAAUGAGACCCAGAUCUGCUUUAUUACAUUAAAUUCCUUCGUUUUCAGUCAGUUUGUUGUGAAUAUUCCGGUAUGUUUUGAGCCAUUUUUAAGUUUAAAAUGGCCCUACUUUAAAUUUUCCAUGAUGAAUUUAAUUAGUUUGAACCGGACAUUUGGUUCACGUCAAAAAUGUCCUCUCUUCUUGCAUCCAAAUACAGGGUUUCAGCUGGUUUAAAAAACUCAAAUUUAUGACUGUUAUGAAUGGCAUUUAAGACUAGUAUCGUGACAGAAAUGUACGGACGUCGCCCAGCCAAUAAAUGUGCAUCUACUUAUGAUAGCCACAAAAAGCUAGCUACUUAGCUAGCGGAGAUAUGCUAACAGUGAGAUGUCACUAACUUCAACAGUUACAGAACGCGUUGAAAACGAUACAGAAAGUACAAAAGGAGAAAUAUUGCUUUUAAUAUAAAGAGUAGCAGCACAUGUAGAUUCUGAGAGGUUUUUGAAGACUUAUUUUAGCAUCUUGAAAAAAGUCCGAUUAGACUUUCUUUUAGUGUUGUAGUUUGGUCGUCACGUAGAACAGGGCGGGGCUGGUCGUCCUUAAGCGGAAUCUUUGUUACAGAAACAAAGAUGGCGGCCAAAGCAAAAUGGGAAAGAAAAACUGUCCUAACAAGAGUCCGGUGUGGGAUAAAGAAAGUAUUUUAUGCGGUCGUUUUUAAAUAUAAACAAUCAACGAGCUCCUUACGUAAAAGGGGCGCUUAUUCAGCCGAACUGCAUGACAAACUGGUAUAAUU
Molecule: messenger RNA, 4121 nt
Organism: Poecilia reticulata (guppy)
Lineage: Eukaryota; Metazoa; Chordata; Actinopteri; Cyprinodontiformes; Poeciliidae
Gene: reep1
Product: receptor accessory protein 1
Biological process (GO): endoplasmic reticulum tubular network organization
Cellular component (GO): cytoplasmic microtubule; endoplasmic reticulum membrane; endoplasmic reticulum tubular network
Molecular function (GO): microtubule binding
Source: RefSeq, a predicted model, not a curated record